CGCCAUAUUGCGGACCUGUCAGCGGCCACUUUCUGGCGCGUCUCCGGCAGCGAAGCUGUAGCAGCACCAGCGAGGCCCUGACGGAGAGGCGGGACGUGAGGGAGAGCGCGCACGGGUGCGCGCCCCUCAGCCACGCUCGGAGCGGCCCUGCAGCGCCUCCUGGCCGGCUGCGGAGGGGGCUGCGCGGGCGCCGUCGUGGUGGUGGUGCGUGUGUGACUCCCCGUCUCCCACCUCCGGCCCCGCCGCUUGGGACCCAAUCCUCUUUCCUGGAAGCAGAGAAGAAGAGGAAAGCGAAGAGCUCGCCGCCCCCGGGCUGCCUCAGCCUCCGCAGCCGCCAGAAAAGUACAAAGAUUGUGGUACAGCAGAUGAUUUAACUGAACCAGAAACACAGAAAAGGGGGGAAAAUGCCGAAACCAAUUAAUGUAAGAGUCACCACAAUGGAUGCAGAGCUGGAGUUUGCCAUCCAGCCCAACACAACAGGAAAACAGCUUUUUGAUCAGGUUGUAAAAACAGUUGGCCUACGGGAAGUUUGGUUUUUUGGACUUCAGUAUGUAGACAGCAAAGGAUACUCAACUUGGUUGAAGUUGAACAAAAAGGUAACACAGCAAGAUGUAAGGAAAGAAAAUCCUCUUCAGUUCAAAUUCAGGGCAAAGUUUUUUCCUGAGGAUGUGUCUGAAGAGUUGAUUCAAGAAAUAACCCAGAGACUGUUUUUUCUGCAAGUAAAAGAAGCCAUCUUAAAUGAUGAAAUCUAUUGUCCUCCUGAAACUGCUGUUCUGCUAGCUUCUUAUGCUGUUCAAGCCAAGUAUGGAGAUUACAAUAAAGAGAUACAUAAGCUAGGAUAUUUGGCCAAUGACAGACUUCUUCCCCAGCGCGUUUUGGAACAGCAUAAAUUGACAAAAGAGCAGUGGGAAGAAAGAAUACAAAACUGGCAUGAAGAACACAGAGGGAUGUUAAGGGAGGAUUCUAUGAUGGAGUACCUCAAAAUUGCACAAGAUUUGGAAAUGUAUGGAGUCAACUAUUUUGAAAUAAAGAACAAAAAGGGAACUGAAUUAUGGCUUGGCGUCGAUGCUUUGGGUUUAAAUAUUUAUGAACAUGAUGAUAAGUUGACUCCCAAGAUUGGCUUUCCUUGGAGUGAAAUCAGAAAUAUUUCAUUUAAUGACAAAAAGUUUGUGAUAAAACCCAUCGACAAAAAGGCCCCUGAUUUUGUGUUUUAUGCACCACGUCUGAGAAUUAAUAAGCGGAUAUUGGCACUGUGUAUGGGAAAUCACGAGCUGUACAUGAGGAGGAGAAAGCCAGAUACAAUUGAAGUUCAACAGAUGAAGGCCCAGGCUAGGGAAGAAAAACACCAAAAACAGAUGGAGAGGGCACAACUAGAAAAUGAGAAAAGGAAAAGGGAAAUAGCAGAAAAAGAGAAGGAAAGAAUAGAGCGUGAAAAGGAAGAGUUGAUGGAACGGCUAAGACAAAUUGAAGAACAGACGAUGAAGGCCCAAAAAGAAUUGGAAGAGCAGACGAGAAGAGCCCUAGAGCUGGAUCAGGAGAGGAAGAAAGCAAAAGAGGAAGCAGAGCGCCUGGAAAAGGAUCGGAGAGCAGCAGAAGAGGCAAAAGCUGCUCUGGCAAAACAAGCUGCUGACCAAAUGAAAAAUCAGGAGCAGCUGGCGGCAGAACUUGCAGAAUUCACAGCUAAGAUUGCACUUUUGGAGGAGGCCAAGAAGAAGAAAGAAGAAGAAGCUUCAGAAUGGCAGCACAAAGCCUUUGCAGCCCAAGAAGAUCUGGAGAAGACCAAAGAAGAGCUGAAGACUGUGAUGUCUGCUCCUCCUCCGCCACCUCCUCCGCCUCCCCCUGUAAUCCCUCCCACGGAAAAUGAACAUGAUGAACAGGAUGAGAAUAAUGCAGAGGCCAGUGCUGAAUUGGCUUCUGAUGGCGUUGUGAAUCACAGGAGCGAGGAAGAGCGUGUAACAGAAACGCAGAAGAAUGAACGUGUCAAGAAACAGCUCCAGGCCCUGAGUUCCGAGCUGGCCCAAGCCAGAGACGACACCAAGAAGACCCAGAAUGAUGUCCUUCAUGCGGAGAACGUUAAAGCCGGCCGCGAUAAAUACAAGACUCUUCGACAGAUCCGGCAAGGCAAUACGAAGCAGCGCAUUGAUGAAUUUGAAGCAAUGUGAGAGCUGUUACUUUGCAUAUAUGUUCUUCAUUAAGCUUGAACCACCAGCAGAGAAAUGCAGGCCUUUCUGAAAGGAACACACCCCACCUUGCCAAAGCAUUUAUACCAGUUUGUGGUUAAAACUCAUUUCAUGAAAGCCGUUCAACAAUAAGGCAGCCUGUCCGCUCUGGCUCUCUGGGAGAGGUGGUGGCCACAUCUCCAUGAUCUCAUAUCACGUUUUGUUUUUUUAAUUAUUAUUCUUUGUCCUCUGGAGGACCAGCACCAUCUUAUACUGACAAAGCUGUUAACCUAAACAGGAAUGAUUUGCAAGAACACUAGCUUUUUACCUUAUAACUGGCCACAGUUUUUGGCAUGGGUGCACUUUGGAUUUUUCUUUUCUUUUUCAUUUUAGUGAAUUUGCAAGAACUUGCUUAAUUUAUCAGGGGUUACGGGGUGUUGUUUUUCUUCUGUUAGGUGGAGUUCUUUGGUGUUUCACGUCCUGUCAUCAUUGAUGGUUUUCUUUGCCUGCCUGUUCACAAAGGUCUAGAUGGCAGGUAGCUGUUCCAGCAUACCUUUUUUUCUCCUUAAAAAAAAAAAAGUGGAACAUUAACCUGUAGAAAGUCUUUUGCUUAUAGGUCUGUUUUACUGAAGUCAUCAGUUCUUCAGAUAAAAGUAGGAAAAACAAGACACUCUUUAAGACAGGGAUAGGUAACCUUUGGCCCUCCAGAUGAACUACAACUCUCAUCAGCCCCAGCAAGCAUGGCUAGGAAAGAUGGGAGCUGUUUAGUUCAAUAACAUCUGGAGGGCUCAGUUCCCCCACCCCUGCUCUGGGUUCUCCGUCCCUUGCAUUUUGUUAGCUGUCAUAUGAAUUGCAAUGUGGGAAACCUGGACCUUUCUGGCAAGGGAGCAUAUGAAAACAUCAGUCCCAUGGAGGGGACACUAGCCUACCUCACUACGAUAUGCAUGAUGACUGGUCUUUCAAACGCCAUCUAGAAACGCAAACUGCAUUAUGCUAGGUUUCUGCAUAGCUAAACAGUACACAAAUCUAGCAGCCUUUACUCUUUAAAUAUUUUGUUCUAUUGCAGCAUAGAUUUGUAGUAUUCAAACAGUGUUCAGCUGCCUUUUUGUUGAGUAAAAUUCUGCACCAUGUAUCUUCCAUUUUUUAAAAAAAAAUGUAACCUGGAACUGGUAUACGAUCCACUGAGAGGGGUGUGAAACAUUUGAGCAUGUUUUCUGGGUCUUGGGUUCCUUUGUACUAAAUUAACGUUGCUCUGAGGCUCAUUUCUUAAUGAAGUCUGCAUAAAACAAUGCUGCCUUGUACUUGCUUUGAGGGCCCACUUACACAUCAAGGUUGUUCCUUCCAUGAUAACUGAAGAUGCAAGGGAAUUG
Molecule: messenger RNA, 3529 nt
Organism: Podarcis raffonei (Aeolian wall lizard)
Lineage: Eukaryota; Metazoa; Chordata; Lepidosauria; Squamata; Lacertidae
Gene: RDX
Product: radixin
Exons: 14
Coding region: 405-2162 (585 amino acids)
Biological process (GO): regulation of organelle assembly; regulation of cell shape; positive regulation of early endosome to late endosome transport
Cellular component (GO): adherens junction; microvillus; filopodium
Molecular function (GO): actin binding; cell adhesion molecule binding
Source: RefSeq, a predicted model, not a curated record